Fusarium graminearum PH-1 is the source of this 1248-nucleotide messenger RNA. RefSeq lists its product as uncharacterized. The record is from RefSeq and is a predicted model, not a curated record. The transcript has 7 exons. NCBI's taxonomy places the organism in Eukaryota, Fungi, Ascomycota, Sordariomycetes, Hypocreales, Nectriaceae. Bases 1 to 1248 code for a protein of 415 amino acids.
AUGGCGGCUGGGGGCGAUGGACAUUGGGUCCUUGCUUCCAUGUGGUCAUUGUUGCUCGUCAGUUUCGUUUUUGUCGUGUUACGGAUGUAUACAAGAGUUUAUGUCAUCAAGUCUUUUGGUGCUGACGAUCGUAUGUACAAUCUUGCUUUUUUCUUUCUUCUCAUGAAUACCGUUCUGAUGACCAUUGGCGCACAAUAUGGACUGGGCCAGAAUCUAAUGGAUAUCUUGGAAGAGGAGCCCGACCACUUACCACUAUCACUACUCUACGAAGCUGCCAGCCAAACGUUUGCGAUAAUAGCCAUGAGUAUCGCAAAAUGGUCUUUGGGUCUCUUUCUACUACGACUCGUCAAAGAGAAGUGGCACAAGAUUGCCAUCUGGUGCAUGAUGGCUUGUCUCAUAUCAGCUUCCAUCGCAGUUUGUUUUGUUUACUGGUUCCAGUAUACUCCACCAGAGUACCUUUGGAACCGCAAGAUACCAGGGCGUUGCCAUAUAGAUACAGCCCCUGUUUCCUUGACACUUUGCAAUGAAGACGAAAGAGAAAAUGGUUAUUCUAAUAAGUCUCAGCUUGGGUGUCAUUGCUGGACUAUUUGGAAUCAAGCGUACUCUCGAGGUUCCCGAACUCAAAAGCCCGAAUCACACCAGCAAGUGUCCCUUCACGAUAGUCGAUUAUCAACUAACAUGUAUCAAGAGGAUCCAAUAGGAUUGAUUGUCUGGACAGCUGCUGAGAUCACAGUAACAAUGAUCUGUAUCGCCAUCCCUGUCUGCCGACCCCUAUACAAAAAAUGUUUCACGAAAUGGACGUCUCGCGGUUCCAGCAACUACCCCAACUCCGCAGCGCCAUAUCCGUUGCAGACAAUAGGUGGCGGUGUACUUCAGGCCAAGCGAGUGGAUAGGAAUGGCAGUGGCAGCACGGCUGAUACUAAUGAACAAGUCGAAGAACACGAACGAAAGAUGGGUGUCAAUGGCCCGUUCACAAGGACGAGGGUUUAUCCCAAAAUCGAUGAAAGGCGUAUUGGAGGUGAUCAGAGUAAAGAGGAGAUCCUUGGGCCGGAAUUCCGGAGAAGUCAAAUCAUGGACCUUGAGGCACAGAAUGGCAGGACUAUGUCGACGCGCCAUACUAACAAUUCUGAGCGAAGUAAACAGAAUACUAGUACUGUGUUACAUAUGUUACAUGCCUCAAGGCUAUGGCAACGGCAUAAUGGGUUGUUCCAGGCCGAGUUGAGUGAAAGGCGAGACAGUAAGAAGUAA